UUCAAUUCUUUGUUUACAUUUAAAAUGCCACUGAAGAUAACGGGAUUCCUGUUUUGCAUAGUUUUAAACAUUUGCAGUGUGAAUCCUUUGCCCAUUUUUGAUUGUCCAUCUGAGUGGAUUGAGUAUGCUGAUCAUUGCUACAAGUUUGUGUUUCAUCCAAAGCGCUCAUAUCUAGGAGCUCAAGAAUUCUGCAAGGAAAAUGGAGCAGAAGUUUUGGGUGUGGAAAGUAUUGCUGAACACAUGUUUGUUCAUGGCUGGUUACUUAACUUUGACAUGGAGAGAAACAGUUGGUACACCAGUGGAGUUGCUUCCCUUGAGCAAGAUAAUUUCCUGAACUUGGACAAUUUAGACAUCCAGUUGAGUGGAAAUAUACAAUGGUCUACAUACUCGGAUCACAAUAACCAUGGAUUGCAUAUCAUCUACAAAUAUUCUGACGGACAGUACAGCUGGAGUAAGGGAGAUGGCAGUAACUUGAUGAGCUACAUUUGUGAAAUUCCAAAGAAUGAAGUCUACAGAAUACUACAAGAUUCAAGAGACUUCACAUAUGGAACAGACUUUCCAGAUGAGGAGUUGGCACCCAAGGGUCCAACGUUCUAUUUACUCCCCUCAGACACUGAAAUUUUAGGAUCCACCUCAGAAGUCUACCUAGAAUGUGCUGCUACUGGGCUCCCACAGCCCACGUAUCGGUGGACUGUUAUGCAGGACAGUGGGCAGGCCCAGUCCUUGGUGGGCCCACAGUACACAGUGACCAAUGGCCGGGUCAGCAUCGACAACCCACAGGUGACAGUGGACGGAGGAAAGUAUCAAUGUAUGGCUCAGAAUAAGUUUGGAGUUAUUCUUACCCCACCUGUAGUGCUGGCUUUUGCAGAUUUAGGAGAAUUUUCCAAUGUUGAUACGGCCCCUGUUCGUCCUUCUGAAUACCAGGGAACAUCCAUACAGUGUCCAAAGAUAUCCUCCACUUCCAGUCUACCUAUAAGUUACAACUGGAUAAAGGACCAGACAAAGCCAGUAAACUCUCAGUUAACUCCCUACGUGUUUAUCUCGGGAGAUGGGCAACUGUAUUUUUCGGAGGUGACACGGGGAGAUAAUGGGGUGUACUACUGCAUGGCUACCCUAACAAAUCCUACCAACAGAGAUAACUACAUGGGGUCCUUCCAGUCUCCCAGUCGUAUCAGUACGGGGAUUCCGUUAGAAGUCCUAGGCUCUCCUUCGGGAAUAUUGAGUGUUCAGAUCCCAGACAGUUUUGUACAAGUGUUUCCAAGGCAACCAGUAGUAGGAAGUGAUGUCAAGUUGGAAUGUUUUGCAUAUGGAAGUGGCCCUUUAGUGUAUCAGUGGACCGUCCCCUCUGUGAGAGACCAGCGGACCAGAUUCAAGUACCUGGACGGUAACCGAGUACUGACCAUUGCGGAGGUCACUCUUCAGGACACGGGGGUCUACUCCUGUAUCUGUAGCAGCAGGCGGUCAGGCACCAGGGACCAAAAGGAUUUCCACCUAAACAUAGAGUCAAAGCCCCUGUUUUCCGUAGGACUGAGUGACCAGCACGCUGACAAGGGGGCAGAGCUGACCUGGAGGUGUCAGGCUUACGGGAUUCCACGGCCCACGUACACCUGGUACAGGAACGGUCAGCUGUUGUCCAGUACCAUGGAAAUGACCAUCACGGGGAACGUCCUGGUCAUCCAUAAUCUGAAGGGAGACCAGGAGGGGAUGUAUCAGUGUAUGGCCAGUAACACCCACGGAGUGUCCACAAGUAGUGGCCAGCUCAGGGUUCUGUGUAAGAGCCCUCCCCUCUUCUCUUAA
Saccostrea cuccullata (small rock oyster) is the source of this 1797-nucleotide messenger RNA. RefSeq names its product contactin-like. NCBI's taxonomy places the organism in Eukaryota, Metazoa, Mollusca, Bivalvia, Ostreida, Ostreidae. Gene Ontology annotation, biological process: cell-cell adhesion. The record is from RefSeq and is a predicted model, not a curated record. The transcript is spliced from 11 exons. Bases 25 to 1797 code for a protein of 590 amino acids.